GAGGAUACUUUUACCCUGCAUCUCUCUCGAUUCCCAAUCAGUUCCUGCGUUUUCACUUUGGCGCCUGUAGCAGCUCCUCAAAGAAACCCUAACCCUAACCCCCAAAUCCUCUCUAUCCACGACGCCUGCACCCCUCCUCUAAUGGCGAAAAAACGAAAGCUUAGCUCCUCCGAGCCCUCCGAACCCACCAAAAAGCAACAACAGGUCGUAGUUGAGGAACCCAAACCCCAAAACGAACCAGCAGAGGAAGUAGUCGAAGAGGAAGAAGAAGAAGUCGAAGAAGAGGAGGAGGAGGAAGAUGAAGGAGCCGACGAAGACGAAGAGGAAGAGGAGGAGGACGAAGAGGGGCCAGGCGGUGAGUAUAAGGAAACCGGUAACAUAACCACGACGUCCGCCUCAGCCGCUUUGGAUCAGGCCGGUGCAGGUGAUGACGAGGACGAGCCGAUCCAGAAUCUUCUAGAACCAUUCACCAAGGAACAGCUUAUCUCCCUGCUCCUCGAAGCUGCCGAUAACCACGGCGACGUGGCGGAUCGGAUCCGGAAGGUUGCGGAUGAGGACCCAAUCCACCGCAAGAUCUUCGUCCAUGGUCUCGGAUGGGACACCAACGCCGAAACCCUAACCGGUGUGUUUAAGGAAUACGGUGAGAUUGAGGAUUGCAAGGCUGUUUGCGAUAAGGUCUCUGGUAAGUCCAAGGGUUACGGUUUCAUUCUCUUCAAGACUCGUUCUGGGGCCCGAAAAGCCCUAAAGCAGCCCCAGAAGCAGAUCGGUAAUCGGAUGACUGCAUGCCAGCUGGCGGCGAUUGGCCCUGGCCCGGCUCCUAACGCCGCUGCUGGACCUGUGGCAGCCCCGGCGGUUCAAUCCCAGCCGAUGUCGGAGUACACGCAGAGGAAGAUCUACGUGAGCAAUGUUGGGGCGGACUUGGAGCCCCAGAAGCUUCUUAUGUUCUUUUCUAGGUUUGGAGAAAUUGAGGAAGGGCCACUAGGUCUUGAUAAGUUGACCGGGAGGCCUAAAGGGUUUUGCUUGUUUGUGUACAAGUCGGCAGAGAGUGCCAAGAGGGCUCUGGAAGAGCCGCACAAGAAUUUUGAGGGCCAUAUUUUGCAUUGCCAGAAGGCCAUUGACGGUCCAAAGCCGGGCAAGUCUCAGCACCAGAACCAGCACCACCACAAGUCACAUAAUUCCAAGUUUCAGAGGAAUGAGAAUUCAGGUUAUGCAGGUGGAGCUGCAUCAGGAAUGGGCCAUUUGAUGGCACCUGCAAGUGGGGGGAUUGGAUUUAAUCAGGGGGCUGCUGCAGCCCAGGCAUUUAACCCAGCUAUUGGGCAGGCACUGACUGCUUUGCUUGCAACACAGGGAGCUGGCUUGGGGCUGACAAACCUUUUGGGGACUUUUGGAACAGCUCCGAAUGUGAACCCAGGUGUUCCUGGUGCAGGACAUGUGAUGCAGGGUGGAUACGGGAAUCAGGCAAGUAUUAGUCCUGGGAUGAUGGGAAGCUAUGGAAAUCAAGGUGCAAUGCAAGGUGGCUAUCCUAACCCGCAGUUAGGGCAAGGUGGUUCAGGAAGGGGGCAGCAUGGCGCUGGGCAAUCUGGUGGCGCUCCGUACAUGGGGCAUUAGGUGCCCAUGAGGUAUAUUUGAUGCAGGUGCUGCGGCAGUAGUUACUACUACUACUAGUAGCUGCAUAUACAAUCUUUACUCACUAGUGUCUUGAUUUUUAAAACUUGUCACAGACCUUGAUGGCUUUUGGUCAAGGAUGUUUUUGAAUUUUCAAUGUCCUAGUUUCUGAAGAAUAGUUGAAGUAUGCGUUUGUGAUGAAGUUUUCUGGAAACUACGUUCUCUUUGGGACUGAGUCACUGCAAGAGUUACUAACUGAAAUCCUAAUACUUGAAUAGCAGUUUUGUGACACGAGAUGCUGACUUGUUAAAAUGGGUUUUCAUUGUAUUGAAAAUUAGAUUUUGACAAACGUGUUUUAAAACUUGAACUAUUUUCAAACAGUAGAUCGAUUAUCUAUCGAUUAAUCUUUUAGAGUUUUGAAGUAGGAUUUGUGAUCAGUUUCAAGGGAAUGUUUCUAGUCUAUGGGUUGGUCAUUUCUCCAUGGGUCUGUGUAGAGCUUGUAGCUGAACUUGUGGCUUUAUCUUUGUCGAUUAAGGCCAUAAGCUUUGUGGACGUCAGUAUUGGUGAUAGGUAUCAGGAACUAAUUGCGAUAGGCUUCAUGGGAGGAAGGCAAAAAAUUGCAAGAGCUAAUUGAAGAAUUCAUACAACUAUAGGCCCCAUUGAUUAAAGCAGCUUUUCGCCAUCUCAGUCCCGGUUGUUAAACCUGAAGGAGGAUGUUGUGAUUGAUCCGUGGAUCAGCUGCAACUCUGAAGACGGUAACUCCGCUUUUAAUUGCAAUUCCCUGAAUUGAUAAUUCUUACCUUGGAGAGUGAAGAACAAAUGAUGUUGUGAAUCGAGUGUUGGUCAAGUGACUGAAGCAGGCGGCCUGUACAGACGACGGGAAGUCGGUUGCCUGGAAUUGGAUUUCAAAUGCUUUGUUUGAAUAGGUGAUUGAACUCGCGUUUGAGAUCAAAUCCGCGAGCUUCUUUUGUCACCGCGCCGUCAGAAGUUGUUUUCACAAAGGUGAUUUCUGAGUUGAACGGCGGCGAGCGGCACUGUUGUUGGGCGAAAAAUUCCGAGGCCGAUUGAAUUGAAGCGACAGGAUCAAAGCAGUUGUUUAAAAGGAGGUUGGAUCUAUAUGAUGCUGCUUAAUGGAGGUCGAAUGGAAGGGAAAAAACAAAUGAAUACGGCUUUUUGUAUUUUAGUUUGUGUUUUUGAAAACUGGCUCUACCAAACACAUAUUUUUAGUUUUUAUGUUUCUAAGUUAUAAAAUUUGUGUUCAAAUAGAGUACUAAAUGGGCUCUAAAA
Molecule: messenger RNA, 2892 nt
Organism: Malus domestica (apple)
Lineage: Eukaryota; Viridiplantae; Streptophyta; Magnoliopsida; Rosales; Rosaceae
Source: RefSeq, a predicted model, not a curated record